Priapulus caudatus is the source of this 2356-nucleotide messenger RNA. RefSeq names its product crossover junction endonuclease EME1-like. NCBI's taxonomy places the organism in Eukaryota, Metazoa, Priapulida, Priapulimorpha, Priapulimorphida, Priapulidae. Bases 495 to 2138 code for a protein of 547 amino acids. The transcript has 12 exons. Gene Ontology annotation, cellular component: nucleus; Holliday junction resolvase complex. Gene Ontology annotation, biological process: resolution of meiotic recombination intermediates; double-strand break repair; replication fork processing. Gene Ontology annotation, molecular function: DNA binding; nuclease activity. The record is from RefSeq and is a predicted model, not a curated record.
UUCCGCGGAAAACUAGUUGCGGGCACUUGAAUUUACGCUACUCGCUAGUAAAGAUAGUGUAAAUUAAUAUGUGAACAAAAUAAUAUUAUAAAUGACACAGAAAGGAUAAAUUUUAUUAUUGUGUUAUAUAAAGUCGUUGAUACUUAUUUUUAUUGCGUUAUUUUUUUAGCGAACGUGCGAACAGGAGGCCGUUAUCAGUUUCUACAACAAAGGGAUUGAUGACUACUGUGCCUAUGGGCGCCUUGACAUUGAACCAACAUUGUCUCCCAAUACGUGCCUUUGGAGCUGCUUUGCAUUUCUUGGAGCUUCUGCUUCGUGCAGUGGCAUGUCACUUCUCCUUCCGAAAACACUGUGACGGUUUGGUUCGACUUUCGUUCUAAGCGUGAAAUCGUUUCACGUGUCCAUGCAGAUCUAGGGGGAGAUGGCGUUACAUACGCUCCUAGAUGUGACAUCUGUUGUCGGCCUCUCGCUCGCCACUUGCCUAUAAGAGAACCAUGAGCCACUUGAUAUCCGACAGUGACGACUCGAACGGCAGCCUGCCGUCGCUACCGCGCGAUGCUGCCGAAUGCCGGCAGGGGGCGCUGGCUGCCGAUGACUCGUCCUCAUCAGAAGAAGAGCAGCUGACUCUUGCGCAGCGGCUGCGGCUGAAAUGCGACGGGAAGCUGCCGUCGAGCGACUCGACGCUCGCGCGGCGACGAGAUUUCGAGCAAUUACGGCGCCCUCUAGUGUCGAAGACCCCGUCGGCUAACCCUCCAUGUGUAAUCGGUGACGGUGCGUGGGGCGUGGCGAUUAGUGACGAGGGGAGCGCGCUACGUACCGGCGCGUCCGAUUUACCAAAUUUACCCGGCUCACGAAGCGUGACUGGUUCUUCGUCGUGCGACAGCCAGGAGACGUGCGCCGUCCCUUUGUCCCAGGGAAGCGAGGGUUCUAUCACGGCAACGCAAGGUGGAGCAGCGAAGCGCAAGCGACGGAGCCCAGAAGAGGUUGCGGAGGCGAAGCGGCUUGCGCAGAUUAAGAAGCAGCAGAGAGAGGCCGAGGUACAGUCUAGGAAGGAGGCUAAGGAGAGGGAGAAGGCAUUGCAACAUCAUAAGAAAGUGGCAGAAUGCAACUCCAAGAAAGCCAUGGCACCUGGAGAAUGUCUCAAGCACGUGACAGCGAUACUGGAUGCGUCCAUGUUGGAAGGUGAUGCAGGCGGCUUCAUCUUGCAAGGUCUUCGCGAUUGUGAGAUCAGAUACAGGAUUGAGUCACAGACGGUUCCACUCUGCGUCACCUGGGUGCGUGACGUGUGGGAACAUCAAGUUGGGGACGAUUUGCAGCUCAAUAAGCAUGGUUCUGAAGACAGGCAGCGAGAGGCGUUGGUAGAAAUUCGUCUGACAAAAUUUCUGGAUUUGGUCGUUGAGACAACGGCGGUUAACUCUGGAACAGCAGGAGAAGGCCUGAGCUUGGGAGACCAUAUGACUAAAAUAUCUGAUGUGCUGCAUGAGAUGACGGUUACGUUCUUUGUGGUUGGCCUAAAGAAAUAUUUCCGGGAGCAGAAGACGAAGCAACAGAGAGGACACAAGUUGGCAGUAUUGAAGUCAGCAGGCCAUGAUAUUGACCAGAAGAAGAGGAAAAAAGGUGGUAAUAUGUUGCCAUCAGUUACCGAGACUGGUGUAGAGGGGGCAUUGGUGGCAGCUCAGAUACAAAACAACUGUAAUUUCCGCAUGGUUGAAACGCCAUUAGAGGUUGCCAACCUGAUUGCAACGUUCACUAAAGCUAUUGCAGAAGCUCCAUUCAAAAGAGAGAAGAGCCAUACAGGGUUUGCUUUCGAUGCACGGAGUGAAUCACAGGGAGGUGUCAAGGUCACAAAGGAUGGCAAGGGAUUGCAGAGAGUGUGGCUACAACAAUUCCAGCAGUUUCGCAAAGUCAGCCACCAGGUUGCAGCAGCUGUCCACACUGUGUAUCCUUCCCCACAGCAGCUACUGAAGGCUUACAAGUGUUGCAGCUCAGAAAACGAGGCCCAGGAAUUGCUAAAAGACAUCAUUAUUCGACGUGGAGCAGGGGUAAUAGCAACUUCACGUAGAGUAGGGCCUGAACUCUCCAAGGAGAUGUAUAGGUUUUUCACCGCACGAGACGGACACAUGCCUACCAAGCGCUGACACCGGAAUUUGUGAUGUAAUUGCUGUAAUACUUCAAUAUAUGCAUUCUUUUCAACCCAAGAGAAGUCUUAUGCAUGUAUCAGUUAUAAGGAUAGCAAGAUAUGAGCUCAAACCUAACAGGCCAUUCAUCGUUUACAUAACGGAUACAGUGAAGUAAUAGAUUGAGUGUACUUAUUUUUUUACAUUUAUAUGACAAUAAAAAGAAAAAAGAAAACAUA